AUGCUCAAGGGCCAUGCUGACCCUGACAAGCAAAUCACCAUCUCUUUGAUUACCGGAAUGGCACCUAACGGUGGAGGCAGUGUCCCUCACGUUGCCGUCUGGGACCGAGAGGGUAACCGCGUGGGGCAGUACAAGGGCGACGAAGAUGGCCACAUCGAUGAUGCCUCAACCAAGACCAUCAUCAUCUCCCCAACCCAGAAUGGCGGCCAUAUGGCACGCCCUGAGUACCUCCUCAUCGUCAUGCAGGAGACCGAUGCAAUUUGCCUGUCCGGAGUCAUCGCCAUGGGCAAUUCUGCCCAGUGGACCUGGACCGGGGAUUUGGGCUACACCUGCGGCGCGCAGUGGUACCCCAGCAAGCAGUCCCUGGGCACAUCCAACGCGCCCGUCAAGUGCGUCUGGAUUGACAAAAACCAUACAAAUGGCAUCGUGGCUAAGGGACUGAGUCUGCACAUGCCCGACUUCUCCGGCGACGAGGGACUCGUCAAUCAGUACAAGCAGGACCAGCGCCGGCUGUGCCAGAACACCGCACGGAUGACCUUCCAGCCUGAACCCGUCCUCCCUGACUCACUCAUCAAAUUCUUCGACCCCCCAAUCGAGUACGAUGCCCAGGGGACGCCCAAGAACCCCAACCAGGGCAUCGACCGGAAAACACGGGCGUAUCCCGACGGAACAAACAUGCACAUUCAUGAUACCCGACGCAGCGUCCGGGUGCAUCCCAGGGACAUGCCCAGCAACAACAGUACGGCUGUCAAUGUCCAGGGCGUGAAGAACAAUAUGCCGAACCUACUAAUUGUGAGCAGCAUCAACGGCCACAGCGCCAAGGAGGUCUGCCAGGAUCCAAACUCGCUGGGCCCAGACUUUGUCCAUACCGGGGAGAAACUCUUUUGCGACAUGGAGACUGCGAAGAUGUGGCCUCUGUGCGAGGGAAACGUCACGGAAGGUUGCUUCGAUCUGGAAACGAAGACCAUGGAGAAUUUUGCUCCGGGGAGCUUUGCUGCGCGAAGUGUGGGUGGAUACCAUAAUUUUCCAGUGAAGAGCUACCAGGGCUUUGAGGAGUGGAAGUGA
Molecule: messenger RNA, 1065 nt
Organism: Aspergillus clavatus NRRL 1
Lineage: Eukaryota; Fungi; Ascomycota; Eurotiomycetes; Eurotiales; Aspergillaceae
Exons: 1
Coding region: 1-1065 (354 amino acids)
Source: RefSeq, a predicted model, not a curated record